GCGAUAUCGCGGCUAGGAAAGCACCUACUAUGAUGAUCGUCUAAUACCUUUUCCUUUCAAUCUCUCUCUCCAAAACAUUCACUUCUCCUCCAUGCUCUUGCAUCUACAUGUUCUUUUAUCACAUUAUUUCCCUUUAGAUGGCGCCUGAAGUGGUAACGAGAAAGGAGUAUGGUCCAAAGGUUGAUAUUUGGUCACUCGGUAUCAUGGCCAUCGAAAUGGUAGAAGGAGAGCCUCCAUAUCUAAAUGAAAAUCCUUUGCGUGCCCUCUACUUAAUCGCUACUACGGGAACUCCACAAUUGCAACAUCCAGAAUCACUCAGUGACCACCUACAAGAUUUUUUGAAAAAGUGCCUGGAAUCAGAUGCUGAAGCAAGACCCUACGCAGAGGAAAUAUUAGAUCAUCCCUUCAUCAAGCGUGCUGAUCCUGUUCGUAACCUGGCUCCAUUGAUUAAUGCUGCUCGUCGCGCAAACCGCUCCAGUACCCGCGUAUAAGACAGUAUGAGUCCAUUUUUCCAUUAUGCCCAAAGCUUAGGGCGUAUACGCGUAUGUUUCCUCAUAUUUUUGCUUACGCAAACAUAUAUACUACAAGAAAUAAUCAACAGAAUUUUGCAUAUCACCACCAUUUGUAUCCAUACCGUAGUUCCUGUGAAACCAACGCCUACUUUCAGCUAUUCGGUCGGCUACAAUCAAUCACGUAUCCUUUGCAACAUAGCGAUACAUAGUACAAUAUACAGUGCUAUUUCUAAACCAUUACAUAUAAAGUGUUUGAAAGUUGAGGUCUUGAUUUCCAAGUCAGGUGUUAUUAAGACAAUAGGUAGCUUGUCAGCAAUGGCAAGUGAAAGACGAGCGAGGGGCAAGCACAAAACACGCUGAGAUUGAAAUAAAAUUUUGGGAAUGGAACGCGUAGCGUGACUAUUCUGCUAAAG
Molecule: messenger RNA, 925 nt
Organism: Umbelopsis ramanniana AG
Lineage: Eukaryota; Fungi; Mucoromycota; Umbelopsidomycetes; Umbelopsidales; Umbelopsidaceae
Exons: 1
Coding region: 498-872 (124 amino acids)
Source: RefSeq, a predicted model, not a curated record